AUGUCGUCUUUGGCGCUUGACCUGGCGUUCACGGGAGCUAUCUACCUCGGUUUCUCCUUCUACGAGCGUAUCUUGUAUCCGCUGGUGGCGGCGGUGGUGAAGGCCCGCCUGCGGGACCGGCCGCAGUGUCUGCGGACGCUCGCGUUGAAGGACAAAAUCUUUAUUGUCUUUGCCAAACUUGUCACGGCCGUCUUUGUCUACCACACCUAUCGGUUUGUCGUCAACACUGAAGUGAGCGGCAUCUGUGUGGACUUCCUAAAUGGGCCCGCGCUUCUUCGCUCGGUGGCGUGGAUGCCGCUGCACCUUGUGACACUCUUUGUCAUCUACGACUUCUUCUACACCCUCUUUCACUGGGGGCUGCACUGGCCGCCGAUUUACCCCCUCAUCCAUAAGCACCACCACCGCCAAGUGACACCGUUUCGCGGCAUUGACGACUCCAUCAACGACCACCCCUUUGAGUAUGUCACCGGGGAGUAUCUGCACCUCUUCGUCCUGUACCUGCUCACACGCGUCACACCUGUGGGUCAGGUGCACGCCCUGACAGUUGUGGCCUUUAUCUUUAUUGGCGGCACACUGGCCGGCCUCAAUCACACACGCAUUGAUGUGCGCAUUCCGUACGUUUUCAACGUCUGCGCCCACGAUCUGCACCACUCGCAGUUUCACUACAACUACGGCCAGUACAUUAUGCUUUGGGACUGGAUGUUUGGGACCUUUAAGAGCUACCCGGAGGUGUCGAAGGCCGCAGCGGAGUAG
This is a messenger RNA of Trypanosoma rangeli, 753 nucleotides long. RefSeq names its product C-5 sterol desaturase. Gene Ontology annotation, molecular function: oxidoreductase activity; iron ion binding. The transcript has a single exon. Lineage: Eukaryota; Euglenozoa; Kinetoplastea; Trypanosomatida; Trypanosomatidae. Gene Ontology annotation, biological process: lipid biosynthetic process. The record is from RefSeq and is a predicted model, not a curated record. The coding region runs from base 1 to 753 and encodes 250 amino acids.